Molecule: messenger RNA, 510 nt
Organism: Ochotona curzoniae (black-lipped pika)
Lineage: Eukaryota; Metazoa; Chordata; Mammalia; Lagomorpha; Ochotonidae
Product: AP-3 complex subunit sigma-1-like
Exons: 2
Coding region: 1-510 (169 amino acids)
Biological process (GO): vesicle-mediated transport; protein transport
Cellular component (GO): intracellular membrane-bounded organelle
Source: RefSeq, a predicted model, not a curated record
AUGAUCAAGGCGAUCCUCAUCUUCAACAACCACGGCAAGCUGCGCCUCUCCAAGUUCCACCAGCCCUACAGUGAAGACACACAACAGCAAAUCAUCAGGGAGACUUUCCAUUUGGUAUCUAAGAGAGAUGAAAAUGUUUAUAAUCUCCUAGAAGGAGGAUUAUUAAUUGGAGGAUCUUACAACAAACCGAUAUAUAGACAUUAUGCAACAUUGUAUUUUGUCUUCUGUGUGGAUUCUUCAGAAAGUGAACUUGGCAUUUUAGAUCUAAUUCAAGUUCACAAUAUUCUUGCAGAAAUGGUGAUGGGGGGAAUGGUGUUAGAGACCAACAUGAAUGAGAUUGUUACACAAAUUGAUGCACAGAAUAAACUGGAGAAAUCCGAGGCUGGCUUGGCGGGUGCCCCGGCCCGUGCCGUAUCAGCUGUGAAGAAUAUGAAUCUUCCUGAGAUCCUGAGAAAUAUUAACAAUGGCAACAUCAGUAUAAAAGUGCCAAACCUGCCCUCUUUUAAAUAA